Messenger RNA from Camelina sativa (false flax), 1785 nucleotides. The record is from RefSeq and is a predicted model, not a curated record. Lineage: Eukaryota; Viridiplantae; Streptophyta; Magnoliopsida; Brassicales; Brassicaceae.
AUGAUUGGAAGCACCCAUAGUAGGGACAUCACCCCAGGGCGAAGUACAAAACCAUCCUCUACNUAUGUUCCUUUAAACAUUUAUGAGACUAACUCUCUGAUUCUUUGCUUUUCCGAUUCAGGGGAUGCACUGUUUGCGUUGAGGAUCUCGUUACGUGCAUUGCCAAAUCAGCUAAGUGACUGGAACCAGAAUCAAGUUAAUCCUUGCACUUGGUCCCAAGUGAUCUGUGAUGACAAAAACUUGGUUACUUCUCUUACGUUGUCAGACAUGAAUUUCUCUGGAACCUUGUCUUCAAGAUUAGGAGUACUAGAAAAUCUCAAGACUCUUACUUUAAAGGGAAAUGGAAUUACGGGUGAAAUACCAGAAGACUUUGGAAAUCUGACUAGCUUGACCAGUUUGGAUUUGGAGGACAAUGAGCUAACUGGUCGUAUACCGUCCUCUAUUGGUAAUCUCAAGAAACUUCAGUUCUUGACCUUGAGUAGAAACAAACUUAAUGGGACUAUUCCGGAGUCACUCACGGGUCUUCCAAACCUGUUAAAUCUGCUGCUUGAUUCCAAUAGUCUCACUGGCCAGAUUCCUCAACGUCUUUUUGAGAUCCCAAAAUACAAUUUCACGUCAAACAACUUGAAUUGUGGUGGUCGUCAACCUCACCCUUGUGUAUCUGAGGUUGCCCAUUCAGGUGGUUCAAGCAAGCCAAAAACUGGCAUUAUUGCUGGAGUUGUUGCCGGAGUUACAGUUAUUCUCUUUGGAAUCUUGUUGUUUCUGUUCUGCAAGGAUAGGCAUAAAGGAUAUAGACGUGAUGUGUUUGUGGAUGUUGCAGGUGAAGUGGACAGGAGAAUUGCAUUUGGGCAGUUAAAAAGAUUUGCAUGGAGAGAGCUCCAAUUGGCAACAGAUAACUUCAGCGAAAAGAAUGUGCUCGGACAAGGAGGGUUUGGGAAAGUUUACAAAGGAGUGCUUCCGGAUAACACCAAAGUUGCUGUGAAGAGGUUAACGGAUUUUGAAAGUCCUGGUGGAGAUGCUGCAUUCCAGAGAGAAGUGGAGAUGAUAAGUGUAGCUGUUCAUAGGAAUCUACUGCGUCUUAUCGGUUUCUGCACCACUCAAACAGAACGUCUUUUGGUUUAUCCCUUCAUGCAGAAUCUAAGUCUUGCACAUCGUCUCAGAGAGCUUAAAGCUGGCGACCCGGUUUUAGACUGGGAGACGAGGAAACGGAUUGCCUUAGGAGCAGCGCGUGGUUUUGAGUAUCUUCACGAGCAUUGCAAUCCGAAGAUCAUACAUCGUGAUGUGAAAGCAGCAAACGUGUUACUAGAUGAAGAUUUUGAAGCAGUGGUUGGUGAUUUUGGUUUAGCCAAGUUAGUAGAUGUUAGAAGGACUAAUGUGACAACUCAAGUUCGAGGAACGAUGGGUCACAUUGCACCAGAAUAUCUAUCCACAGGGAAGUCAUCAGAGAGAACUGAUGUUUUCGGGUAUGGAAUUAUGCUUCUUGAGCUCGUUACAGGACAACGCGCAAUUGACUUUUCGCGUUUGGAGGAAGAAGAUGAUGUCUUGUUACUUGACCACGUGAAGAAACUGGAAAGAGAGAAGAGAUUGGGAGCAAUUGUAGAUAAGAAUUUGGAUGGAGAGUAUAUAAAAGAAGAAGUAGAGAUGAUGAUACAAGUGGCUUUGCUUUGUACACAAGGUUCACCUGAAGACCGACCAGUGAUGUCGGAAGUUGUAAGGAUGUUAGAAGGAGAAGGGCUUGCAGAGAGAUGGGAAGAGUGGCAAAACGUGGAAUUUCUAACAAGUUAA